Molecule: messenger RNA, 9293 nt
Organism: Rattus norvegicus (Norway rat)
Lineage: Eukaryota; Metazoa; Chordata; Mammalia; Rodentia; Muridae
Gene: Nrf1
Product: nuclear respiratory factor 1
Cellular component (GO): nucleus
Source: RefSeq, a predicted model, not a curated record
CUCCCCCUCCUCGGCGGCGGCGGCGGCGGCAGAGGCGGCAGCGCUCGCCAUUGCCGCUGGUGGCAGGAGGCUGCGAGGAGCCGGCGCGGUCGCAGUCUCCACGGCGCAGGCCCACGGUAGCGCAGCCGCUCUGAGGUCGAAUGAUCUGUGGUUCAUAUAGACCACAUUUUGUUUCCCACUCACCCAUUGAUGGACACUUGGGUAGCUCCCACCUCUGGGCUGUUGUGAAUUAAUGCUGCUAUGAACAUGGGUGUGCACAUAGCUCUUUGAGACCCUGCUUUCAGUCCUUCUGGCAGUAGAUCUUCAUGGAGGAACACGGAGUGACCCAAACCGAACACAUGGCUACCAUAGAAGCCCAUGCAGUGGCCCAGCAAGUUCAGCAGGUCCAUGUAGCCACUUACACUGAGCACAGUAUGCUAAGUGCUGAUGAAGACUCCCCUUCCUCGCCUGAGGACACUUCUUACGAUGACUCGGACAUACUCAACUCCACGGCAGCUGAUGAGGUAACUGCCCAUCUGGCUGCUGCAGUGCUGGGGAUCAAACCCAGGGCCUCGCAUAUACUAGGUCCUGUGGGAAUGGCUGCUGCUGCUGCUGUGGCAACAGGGAAGAAACGGAAAAGGCCUCAUGUGUUUGAGUCUAACCCAUCUAUCCGAAAGAGACAGCAGACACGGUUGCUUCGGAAACUCAGAGCCACAUUAGAUGAAUAUACGACACGAGUGGGACAGCAAGCCAUUGUUCUCUGCAUCUCACCCUCCAAACCCAACCCUGUCUUUAAGGUGUUUGGCGCAGCACCUUUGGAGAAUGUGGUGCGCAAGUACAAGAGCAUGAUCCUGGAAGACCUGGAGUCUGCGCUGGCAGAGCACGCCCCUGCGCCACAGGAGGUUAAUUCAGAACUGCCCCCUCUCACCAUCGAUGGGAUUCCAGUCUCUGUGGACAAGAUGACCCAGGCUCAGCUUCGGGCAUUUAUCCCAGAGAUGCUCAAGUACUCCACAGGUCGGGGAAAACCAGGCUGGGGGAAAGAAAGCUGCAAGCCUAUCUGGUGGCCAGAAGACAUCCCAUGGGCCAAUGUCCGCAGUGACGUCCGCACAGAAGAGCAAAAGCAAAGGGUUUCAUGGACCCAAGCAUUACGGACCAUAGUUAAAAAUUGUUAUAAGCAGCAUGGGCGGGAGGACCUUCUGUAUGCUUUCGAAGAUCAGCAGACACAAACUCAGGCCACCACCACACACAGCAUAGCCCAUCUCGUACCAUCACAGACAGUAGUACAGACCUUCAGCAACCCUGAUGGCACCGUGUCGCUCAUCCAGGUUGGUACUGGGGCAACAGUAGCCACAUUGGCUGAUGCUUCAGAACUGCCAACCACAGUCACUGUUGCCCAAGUGAAUUAUUCUGCUGUGGCUGAUGGAGAGGUGGAACAAAAUUGGGCCACAUUACAGGGCGGUGAAAUGACCAUCCAGACGACGCAAGCAUCAGAGGCCACCCAGGCAGUGGCAUCACUGGCAGAGGCCGCAGUGGCCGCUUCUCAGGAGAUGCAACAGGGAGCCACUGUCACCAUGGCCCUUAACAGUGAAGCUGCCGCCCAUGCUGUCGCCACUCUGGCUGAAGCCACCUUACAAGGCGGGGGACAGAUAGUCCUGUCUGGGGAAACCGCAGCAGCCGUUGGAGCACUUACUGGAGUCCAAGAUGCUAAUGGCCCCGGAUCCCCUGUGCUUCCAGGACUCAUGGCCUCCAAGACCAGCGGAUACAGGCACUCCUGUGGGGGAAGCCUUUAUAGACCCUUUCUCCUCCUUCCUAUUUUACAGCAAAAACAAUAAAGGAUCCGGUUGGCUCCUGCUACCUCAGGCAGCCCCUGCUUUCAUGUCAGAAACAUUACCACAGAUUCAUUUGGGUCUCUUUUCUUCCUAAAAACAAGAUGAGGCCAAGCAAAGCAGUUGACUGGUGUUGCUAGGCACCCAGGCUUCUCCCUAGAGCCACUGACCCUCUUCUUAGAUCUGGAAGGGAGGCAAAUGGCAAAGAAGUGUUUGCCUCAACCUUUGGCUUUAUUUUCUGUUUGUUUGCUUUUUUGUUUGUGUCUUUGUUUGUUUUGCAUGAGGUGAUAUUUUUGGUUUUACCUUGAUUAUUAAAGAAUAGAAUGUUGGUGUUUGGAGGGGGUUUUUGUUUGUUCUUUAAAUUUGGCCUUUCUGUUUGUCAAAAGAGUAAUUUUCAAACUAAAUAGGGUUGUAUUAUCAGUGUUACCUUGUAAAUCGUUUUGAAGUAUCUUAACCAUUUUAUGUCAUUAUAUAACUUUUGAAAAGGCCAUUUUUAUAAUGCUUGGUAAUAUUUCAUUUUAUUGUCCAUAAUUGAGAGAGUCUCCUGUUAUUGGUAAUUUAGCUUAUUGAUAGUUUUUUAACAAUAAAAUGGCACUGUUUAUGUUUGUACAAGAUUCUGCACAGCUUUAUUUGUUAUUCAUUUAUUUAUUUGAUGUCACAUCCUGUGCUUGAUUACUGUCCCACUGGGACAACCUGCUUCUUUACUUUACACUGAAUAUUAGCAUGAUUUUAUUUCUUAUCUGUUUUAGGACAGGUAAUAAGUUCUGUCUUGAUUUGCAUUUGUAUAUUAGCAAUACGUGUGUUCACCUUUUUCAUUAUUUUUGUUUUGCUUUUGAGAUGGGCUCGUUUCGUAGUCUAGGCUUAGCUCAAACUCAGAGGCAGUCCUCCCAUAGCACCCCUUAAAUUGCUGGGUUACAGGCACGAGGAAGCCACUCCUCCAGCUAAGGUUUUAUAUAUCCACAUUUGUGUGUUUGUGUGUUUUAACAUGUGUGAAUGUUCUGCCUGCACAUUUGUCUGUCCUAGUAAUGUUCUUUGUCAUGUGUGUAUUGCCUUUACCUUUCUAUUAUUAAUUUGUUUAUUCGUUUUUGUGUUCAUAGAAUUUAUGCUUUUGUUGUUAUUUUUGUUUUGAAACAGUUUUGAUUUUCCAGACUGAUGUCAAAAUCAUGAUGCACCUGUCUCAGUCUCCCAAGUGCUGACGUGGCUUGUGUGCCACUGUGGCUGGGUGCUUUAUGCUCAGGGGGUCUUUUCUUUUUUUUGCUUUCUGUCUUUGUUUUUGUUUGUUUGUUUGGCUGAUUUGGUUUUUUGUUUGUUGUUUUGGUUUUUUGUUUUGUUUUGUUUUCCAAGACAGGGUUUCUCUUUGUAGACCUUGAUGUCUCAGAACUCAGUGUAUAGACUAAGCUGGCCUUGAACUCAAGAGAUCUUCCUGCCUCUGCCUCCCAAAUUCUGGGACUAAAGGUGUGGGCCACCACUGGUAGCUUCAGUGUUCUUCUAAGAAUCUGUGUGUUCCUCCAGUUCUAAUAUGGUCUUUAGAGGUUUUGUUUUCUAGGGGUUUUUGGUCUUGGUUUUUCAAGACAGGGUUUCUCUGUGUAUCCCUGGCUGUCCUAGAAGUCACUCUGUAGACCAGGCUAGUCUUGAACUCGGAGAACCACCUAUCUCUGCCAAGUGUUGAGAUUAAAGGAAUGUGCCACCACUGUCUCAUUUUUUUUUUUUCUUUUUUUUUCGGAGCUGGGGACCGAACCCAGGGCCUUGCGCUUGCUAGGCAAGCGCUCCACCACUGAGCUAAAUCUCCAACCCCUUUGUCAUUUUCUAGUUGUUGUUUGUUUGUUUGUUUGUUUGUUUGCUUUAAGAUAGGGUAUCAUAUAGACCAGCCUAGACUAAUAUAGUCAUGUUUUUUUAAUUUUUGAAUAUUAUAAAAUAUGUGAAAUUUAUUUUAGUGUACUGUAUUAGGUAGAAAUAAGUAUUUUCCCUCCAUUUAUAUUACAAUAUUUGGUAUUACUCAAUUAAAAGACCCAUUUUUAAAUUUGGAACUAUUUUAACUAUGGAAAGAUAGUCAAAAUUCUAAAGAGUGAGCUUUACAGUAGUUUUGAAGUUCACUUAAAGAAAUGAACCUUUGGGGGCUGGGGAUUUAGCUCAGUGGUAGAGCGCUUACCUAGGAAGCGCAAGGCCCUGGGUUCGGUCCCCAGCUCCAAAAAAAAAAAAAAAAAGAAAAGAAAUGAACCUUUGUUUCUACUUGAUUGCUGCAGACCUCUUUACACUACCUGUGUUGUCCUGGUGCUAAGAACUGAGGCCUCAUUCCUCCCUCUGUCCUGAGGGAGUUGGGGAACCCGGCUGGAGGACACUAACCCUGGGCCACACGGGCACUGACAGCACCUCUCUAAAAGGCUCCUCCCUUUACCUUUGGGACACAGCCUGCCCUGCCUGACUGGCCCUGGCAGCUGUUUUCUGCCGCCUCAGUCCUGCCAUACUACAGACAUGAGUCUGUUUACUGCCCGUCCUACUGCCAACCCAAAGCAAGGCUUUCAAAACCUGCAGGAAACAACACUUCUGUCUUUUCCUCACUUGGCAUGACCUCAAAUUUUCCAACCCCUCCCCCCCUUUAUGUUUGUUUUUUCUCGUUGUUUUGAGAUAGGGUUUUUCUACAUAGCCUGGUUAUUCUGGAGCUCACUGUGUAGAUGAGGGUAACCUCGAACUCACAGAGAUGAAGGCCUGUACCACCUGGUCCUUUUUUAAAAAUCCUUACUUUCAAAAUCCACUGUUACCUUGAUCUCACUGUAUUAAAAUACCUCUCAAGUUUGAUCUAUAAGGCUUGAGAAUACGGCUCAGUGGUAGAUUGUGUGGCAUGUGCAGGACUUAGGACAGAAAGAAAAGGAAAACUGGUCAUCGUAUCAUAGCAAGAAGGUUAGCAGAAGAGGUAAGUAAGAACAAGCGUGAGGUUCUGAGAAAGGAGCAGGGCUGUUGGAUGACAUCCUCACAGGAGACGGUGGAAAGUACAAUUCAAGUUACUGACCAGGGUUCUAAGGUCUGCUUCUAAGAAGUGAGUCUAGCUGGACUUGGAGCAUUGUGUGUUUUAAUUCCCUAAUAAACCUCCUUCAUGUGAAUUAUAAGAGCAUUCGAAUACCUUCAGUAUGAGGUCUGUAAAAUCUCUGUGUGUCUGUCUCUCCCUCCCCUCCCCCCCACUGUCUCUCGGGCCCAAGCACACACAGAUUGAGACUAAGAACCUCUGCUACAAAAGUUGGUACAGGGGCUAGGGAUGCAGUUCAGUAGCAGAAGUGCGUGUGCAUUGCAUGGCCAAGCUGUGGUUGGUCAGUGAGGAGGAGGAGGAGUGAUAACAAGGCUCGGUUCACUCUGUCUGUCGUGAGGUAUUUAGAGUAGCGGGGUUGAGGAAGAUGGGCAGAUCUGUGAGCGAAGUGCUCUGUUAUCACUAACAUCAUGGGGGCAGGAGGUUACUCUCCCUAACCCUUAGCUGUACGGUUAGGAUAAUGGUUAGGCUUUGUUCAUAUGGUGGUAAACAUGGAAUAAAGCACUGCUGCACUCCUUGUACAAGAGUCACAAGCGAACAACAGAAAACCUUAGCAGAGGCAGAUAAGUCCAUAACAUCUAACUCUGCUGUCCAGGACUUAGCAGAGUCUGGGUACAUAGAUACAUUGUAAGUGGGAUGAUGUCUCCACAUUUAUUCUGUAGGUCAAGAACAGAGCUCAUAAUACUAGUAUAGGCCACGUUUUUCAUCUUUAGGACAGAUCCAGAGGCGGGCACCAUGCACAUUGCUUGAAGCACCUCCUUUGGGUUCUGCACUGUCCCAAUAGGGCUGCUGUUCUCCAGCAUACAGUUCACAAUAACUAGGGUGUCCUUUUCCUCUCCUGAAGUAGCCACAGUCACCCACUAUUACUGCCGUGGCCUUAAGCUCUUUAAGAAAGAAGGCAUAGACAGACCUCAUGCUCAUAAACAUGGCUGUACUGUGGCAUGUUUGCAAAAGAGCCAACAGAGGUGUACAUUGAUUUACUAUAUUAAUUUAGGAAAUGUGUCAGGAGGUUCCUAUCCCUUUAUGCACUAAUUACUUUUUGACUUGGUAGUAACUGAAAUUUAAAUAAAGAAAUUGAAAUAGAAUACAUUUGGGGACUGAUGAGGUGACUCAGUGAGUAAAAGCACUUCCUGUGCAGUCCUGAUAACCUGUGUUCCAUCUCUUGAUCCCCUCAGAGGAGAUAAUGGGCACCCUAAAGUUGUCUGGCCUCCGUGUGUGCACACACAUGCAAACUGUAAUAAAAAUUUAGAAUUUAGCAUGAUGUGGUGACACGUGCCUUUAAUCCCAGCACUCAGGAGCCCGAGGCAGAUGACCCUUGAGUGGGAAGCCAGCUUGGUCUACAGAUUGAAUUCUAAAACAGUUAGGACUAAACAGAACAACCCUAUCUCAAAGAAAAGAAGUGAAGUUACAUUUUAUACCAUUUAUACCAUUUGACAAAUGCUGUAUACCAGCCUUGAUGCAGCCCCUAGAGCAAGGAUCUCUUGUGUGUGUCUUGAAUCCCAGCAUUUGCAUGCUGCUGCCUUAUCUUCAAGGCCCUGCAAGGUAUCACUGUAGUUGCUGUGGGCUUCCUAGAAGGUAAAUGGCCCUUUUCUCCACUGGCCGCAUUGAUGGUGUCUGGAGAAUGAAGGCCCUAGGAAGUCAGUCGGACAAAGCUGGGCCACGGCCUGUUCUGUAAGAAAAAGCCAGUGCCGAUCUAUUCCUAAUGCAGCCCCUUCCACUGCGGGAUCCCAGGGCGUCUGCACACACCGCCUAAGGUGCGGCACUGUGGCUCAGAGAGAAAAUCGAGGUAGGCACGUGAACAGGGCCUCAACUGGUUGCUGCUCUGGGUUACUUGCCAGUGUCCUGCCACAGGAGAGCAGUGCUACUGUGGCCUCCACAGCUGGGCAAGAAGAGAGCUUUUUUUGCACACAGGUUUCCCCCACUUGAGUCAACUGAACAGACGAGGAGAUGUUCUGGUGAGCCUCAUCGGAGAAGCGGCCACUGUUAGUCUGCUUGAUCUUUGCCUGCCAAAGUACCCGGGAGCUGCAUGGUGUUUUCCGUACUGUUACUGCCACUGCUGCACUCCUUGUACAAGAGUCACAAGCGAACAACAGAAAACCUUAGCAGAGGCAGAUAAGUCCAUAACAUCUAAAACUGCACAAUUAAAUUCAAAUAAGAACAUGACCUAGUGGCCGCUAGAGUAGCCCGUAAAUCUACAAUAAAGAUAGUCAUGCAUUACCAUCACUGAAGAAGGCUUUUUGGGGAGCAAUAUCGUGCCAGAUAUAACAAAAAUACCAUGGCUGCCUCCUAGCAGGGAAGGACAGAUCUUAGGAGCUUCGUCUCUCUCUCUCUUUUUUUUUUUUUUUUUUUUUUUCUUUUUCCUUUUUUUCGGAGCUGGGGACCGAACCCAGGGCCUUGCGUUUGCUAGGCAAGCGCUCUACCACUGAGCUAAAUCCCCAGCCCCGGGAGCUUCGUCUCUUGAUCUUCUCAGCUCUUAGUCAUCAUGGCUUGUCUUUUCUUUUCCUUUCUUUUUAAGAAAAAGCCGCCCGUGUGACUGCAGUAAUCCCCAGACUGUACACAGUGAGGCAGGAGGUUUUUCAAGAACCGCCCUGUUUAUAUGCUCAGCAGAGUCGUAAGUAGGAAACUCUGAGACAAGAGGCAGUGGUGACAUCUAGACCCACUUCCUGGUCUGUUUAGCAUGACACAGGCCACUUGCACAUUUGUGCUUAGAUUUCUCACACAAGUGCAAGCUCUUCCUUGUAGGUAUAGACGCUUGCACAGCGGUACCCAGACACAGGUAUGGAAAGCCUGGAAGGUCAAGAGUCUGAACGUAGCCAUUGCUACUGGGUGACUUCCAGAUUGCAGCACAAACACAGAUGCUGCUAAGAAAUGGAACAGGAAGCUGUGCUGUGGACUCUGGUCUGUAGCACAAAAAAAGUCCUGCACCCUCCACCUCAUGGUACCUCUCUGGCUUUGACAGCCUGAGAGAAGAAAGGGACUAUAGUGUGAGUCUUCAAUCCUGAAGCCUCUCCUUCCACUCUGAAUGACUCUGCAGUCCAACAUGCCUUCCAGAAUGGCCCUCUGUAGGAGGCAGCAGCUUUCCUGACUUGAGUCUCUCCCACCCAGGGGUAUAAGAACGAGCUAAUUGUAGGUGGCAGAAGCCGUUUUGCCUUGCUCUUUCAGUGUGUGGCUCACGACACACAUAGCUGCCCACACUUACCAUUGUGCCAAUAACGACAUUAUCAUUAGAAAAGCCUCACAGGAAAUGGGAAGGGAAGCAAGAGUCUACUCAGGAAGUUCCUGUGCUCCAGAGGUCCCAGGCCUUGCUGUCACUCAAACACAGCCCCACAGCUGAUAGGUCUCUACAGCACCCUUCUCCAGUUCCCUACGCAGCCUCCUGCAAAGGUGUGCGUUUCAUAAUCUGCAGAAGCAGCAGUGCCUUUUGCAAUGGCUCCUGACCCUCCAUGUGGGUGUGGCAUGGCUUGUAAUCCCAGCACUGUGGAGGCUGAGACAGAGGCUCACAAGUUUGAGGCCAGUGUAACCACAUAGCAAACUUUGGGCCUGCCUGGGAUGCACAGCAAGACCCUGCUAGAAGGUGUUAGGACGUAGUGGGAUGGGGAGAGAAGGAGCCUGAGAGAGAAACUGACUCUCAUCUUUGUCUUAAAGAUGAGAGACUACAAGUGGGCAUUGAGGGCUUUGUAGACCAUUGAGCAUUUGUCUUCACUCUACGAGCUCAUCUGAGCUGUACUGUGGCCUUCAAAUGCUUAGCUGUUACCUGCAAAAACCUUCCAUUUGGUCCACAACACCACAAAAGGGAUUUGCAUGCAUCAGCAAGGCAGCUUGACAUGCCUUCGUCUGCUCUUUAGUUGGGUGGUCAGGUAUUCUCCGUGGAGAGUCAGUCCAUGAUCCAGGUCCAUUCAAGCAGAGGCUUCAAAAUAUUAUUGCCCUCUUCGUUGGCUCCCAGCUCUCUCUGUGUAGGAAAGGCAGGCUACUGUUUCUCGUGAUUCCAGCUACCUGUAACCAGAUCAGAAUUUUGGUGCCUAUCAUUAAACUCAACACUCUUGCAAAGAUUUUUUUUUUAAAUACCAAAUCUAGAGACAAUUGAACAAAUUUAACUGGAUUCAUUACUAUUUAAUUUGUGGUUGGAAAAGAGUUGUUUGGUGUUUCCCACAUCCUUCACCCAGGUUUAGUUAGGCAAGUUAAAGGCCUUUAACUUCUGUUCACACAGGGACCCACAUUGUCAUAACAGGGCAAGCUUUUAAAGAAGAAAGGUCUUGAGUAAAAGAGCACCUUCCUCGUUUAGUUUAUGCUUCUGUUAGGAUUUUGAAGGAAUGUCAGCAUGCUGUUAUUAACUCUAAUAACGUGCACAUCACAGCCUGGAUGCUUUGGGGGCUUCUGACUCUCAUAUUACCUGUGUAAAUACAGGAUUCACUUCCCUGCAUCCUGCUACACCAUUUGCUUAAUAAAGAGCAAAUGUGCAGAGCCCAGCA